This is a messenger RNA of Vigna umbellata (rice bean), 2799 nucleotides long. The record is from RefSeq and is a predicted model, not a curated record. NCBI's taxonomy places the organism in Eukaryota, Viridiplantae, Streptophyta, Magnoliopsida, Fabales, Fabaceae.
AUGAGGAAACAGAGGCACUUGGAAGGUCUGGUUGCAACGGUGGCCCAGCUCAAGAAUGAGAAUCAGCGUAUUAUCCAAUCAAUCAAUAUCGCUAACCAACGUAUGAAGAAUUCUGAAAUUGAUAACUCAGUUCUGAGAGCAGAAAUGACUAAGUUGAGCUCUAGGCUUUGGAGCUUAAGAUUCUAUGAUGUGUUUUUGAGUUUCAGAGGGGAAGAUACGCCUGUUUCUUUCGUUUCACAUCUCUAUGCCUCUCUUCAAAAUGCUGGAAUCAUUGUUUUCAAGGAUGAUGAGUCACUUCCAAGGGGAGAUCACAUCUCAUACUCUCUGUUGCAAGCAAUUGAACAGUCUCGAGUUUUUGUUGUUGUCUUCUCUAGGAACUAUGCAGAGUCACAAUGGUGUCUGAAUGAGUUAGUGAGCAUAAUGCAGCGUCACAGAACCACAGGGCAUGUGGUACUUCCAGUGUUCUAUGGUGUUGAUCCUUCUGAGGUUCGACAUCAAACAGGCGAGUUUGGUAAAGCUUUUCAAAGCCUUUCGAACAGAACUUUUACAGAGGAAAGUGAGAAGCAGCGUUGGAUGGAGACACUUCGUGAAGCUGCCAGCAUCUCAGGGAUUGUAGUCCUAAAUUCCAGAAAUGAGAGUGAGGCUAUCAAAAGCAUUAUUGAAAAUGUUACACGUUUGUUAGACAAGACAGAGCUGUUCAUUGCUGAUAAUCCAGUGGGAGUAGAAUCUCGGGUGCAAGACACGAUUCAGCUGCUGGAUCUGAAAAGAUCAAACGAUGUUCUACUGCUAGGAAUGUGGGGAAUGGGAGGCAUUGGUAAAACAACCAUUGCAAAAGCCAUUUAUAACAAGAUUGGUCGUAAUUUUGAGGGAAGGAGCUUCCUUGCACAAAUUAGGGAAGUUUGGGGGAAAGACGGUGGCCAGGUCUGCUUGCAAGAACAAGUUUUGUUUGAUAUCAACAAAGAAACAAAAACAAAGAUACACAACGUUGAAUUUGGAAAAAAUAUAUUAAUGCAAAGGCUUCGCCAUAAAAGGGUACUUCUUAUACUUGAUGAUGUGAAUAACUUGCACCAAUUAAAUACUCUGUGUGGAAAUCGUGAAUGGUUUGGUUCAGGAAGUAGAAUCAUCAUCACAACCAGAGAUAUGCAUAUACUUAGAGGGAGUAGAGUUGACAAAUUAUACAUGAUGGAAAGGAUGGAUGAAAGCGAAUCUGUUGAGCUCUUUAGUUGGCAUGCAUUCAAGCAAGCAACUCUUGAGGUCCUUGGGUCCUAUUUGUUUGAUAUGAAGGUAACAGAGUGGAAGAGUGUACUGGAGAAACUCCAGAAAAUUCCAAAUGACGAAGUGCAGGAGAAGUUAAAAAUAAGCUAUGAUGGUCUAAGUGAUAAUACUGAGAAAGAAAUAUUUCUUGAUAUAGCUUGCUUCUUUAUUGGAAUGGACCGAAAUGAUGCCAUACAUAUAUUAAAUGGCUGUGGACUUUGUGCAGAAAAUGGAAUACGUGUCCUAAUAGAGCGAAGCCUUGUGACUGUAGAUCAUAACACGCUUGGUAUGCAUGAUUUGUUACGAGACAUGGGAAGAGAAAUCAUUCGUGGAAAAUCACCAAAGGAACCUGAAGAACGUAGCAGAUUAUGGUUUCAUGAGGACGUGCUUGAUGUACUAUCAAAAGAAACUGGAACAAAAGCUAUUGAGGGAUUGGCUUUGAAGUUACCAAGAACUAGCACAAAAUGUUUGAAUACUAAAGCUUUUAAGAAGAUGAAGAAACUUAGGUUACUGCAACUUGCUGGUGUAGAUCUUAUUGGGGAUUACAAAUAUCUUUCCAAAGAUCUGAGAUGGCUUUGUUGGCGUGAAUUUCCUUUAACAUCCUUUCCAGCAAACUUCUAUACAAGAAGUCUUGUUUCUGUUGAGUUAGAACACAGUAAUGUUACACAUGUCUGGAAAGAAGCCCAGGUGAUGGAGAAUCUGAAAAUUCUCAAUCUAAGUCAUUCUCACAGUUUAACUCAUAGUCCAGACUUUUCCAAUAUGCCUAAUCUCGAAAAGCUAGUUCUCGUAGGUUGUCCAAGGUUGUCAAAUGUUUCCCCAACCAUUGGACAUCUCGAUAAAGUUCUUCAAAUAAAUUUGCAAGAUUGUAUCAGUCUUCGUAACCUUCCAAGAAGUAUCUAUAAGUUGAAAUCUCUUAAAACACUCAUUCUUUCAGGCUGUCUAAUGAUUGAUAAGUUGGAAGAGGACAUAGAACAGAUGGAGUCUUUGACAACCCUUGUUGCUGAUAAGACUGCAAUCACAAAAAUUCCUUUUUCUAUUGUAAGAUCAAAAAGCAUUGCGUAUAUUUCUUUGUGUGGCUAUGAAGGGUUCUUACGAGAUGUGCUUCCAUCUAUCAUCUGGUCUUGGAUGUCUCCAACGAAUAGUCUUUCAUCCCAUAUGCAAAGAUUUGCGGGCAUUUCAUCUCUUGCUUCUUUAGAUGUGCCAAAUAACAGUUCCCAUCAUCUAGCAUCUAUUUCCAAGGACCUUCCAAAACUUCAAAGUCUUUGGGUAGAGUGUGGCUCUAAACUUCAAUUAUCUCAAGAUACGAAAAUUAUUUUAGAUGCUUUACAUGAUACAAAUUCAGGGGAAUCAGAAACAACUGCAACUACAUCACAAAUGUCAAAUAUCAAUGCUUUUACAUUAAUUGAAUGCAACAGUCAAGUUCACCUAUCAGGAUCAAAUAGAUCUCUUUUAAUUCAAAUGGGAAUGAGUUCUAAGGUCUCCUACAAUCUAAAAGAGAGCAUUUUACAGGUGGUUAUUGAAGUGUAUAAUAUUAUGUCAGUAUAA